Rubroshorea leprosula is the source of this 1028-nucleotide messenger RNA. Lineage: Eukaryota; Viridiplantae; Streptophyta; Magnoliopsida; Malvales; Dipterocarpaceae. The record is from the annotation of a GenBank genome assembly.
CUCCAAUCAACCAUCUUAUUUAAACAUAUCCCUUCCCCUGUUUCUCUCUGUCUCUGUGUUUCAACUCUCUGUUUUUUAUCUCUUUCCUUCACUAUGUAUGCUCCAAGAAGAACCAAACUCGUCCAACGUAUCAUACCCAUUUUAGUAUUUGUCCUGAUCCUAUUUCUAUCAAUAACCCUUCUUAAAAACACCACAAAACCCACAAAAAUCCGACAUUUGCAUGUCCACAACCAUCUCCAAAUCGCUCAUGCCGCUUGCGAAGGCACAUUGUACCGUGACCUCUGCGUCUCAACCCUUGCUUCUAUCCCGGAUCUCUCCUCCAAAUCCCUCCCGGAGCUCGUCGCUGCCACCGUUAACCAAACCAUGUUCGAGGUAAGAGCCUCCUCUAAUAACUGCAGCAGCAUCGAAAGGAAUGAGGCUCUGGACAUCCAAGAAAAGAGAGCUGUAGACGACUGCCUUGAGCUCCUCAGCUACACCAUGGCGGACCUGAGGGAGAGUCUCACCGGUCUCUCCACCAGGAAAGCCGUGUCGCAGAACUACCACAACUUGCAGACUAUUUUCAGCGCGGCGAUCACCAACCAGUACACUUGUCUUGAUGGGUUUGCUUACAGCAAAGGGGACGUGAGGGACAUAAUUAAGAGAGGCAUCUUCAACAUUUCUCACCACGUUAGUAAUUCUCUUGUCAUACUAAAAAAAAUUCCCGGCCUUAACAAGAAAUCGCAGUCCGAGGUUUCUCCAGAGCACGGUCGGGUCAAGAAAGGGUUUCCGACAUGGUUGAAGUCCAAAGAUCGGAAACUGUUGCAGGCUCCCGUGAAUGAGACCAAAUUCGACCUGAUAGUGGCCAAGGACGGCUCCGGAAACUUCACUACCAUAAGCCAGGCCGUGGCAGCAGCUCCAAACAACAGUGACACAAGGUUUGUGAGCAAACGUUCCUUUUGAGCUUAGUAAAUAGUUACUUUCCCUUCUUAUCUAAUGCGAUGUUAAAGUGUGUUUUACUGUUCCUAUUGUAUUAAAAUUUAAAAUAUAAA